This is a messenger RNA of Lachancea meyersii CBS 8951, 900 nucleotides long. The record is from the annotation of a GenBank genome assembly. Lineage: Eukaryota; Fungi; Ascomycota; Saccharomycetes; Saccharomycetales; Saccharomycetaceae.
AUGAGAAAGAGCCAUCUGGUGGUUCAGAUAGGAUCUAAAGUAGUUCGCAUUGGGAAUUGCGGUGAUCAUGAGCCCCUUUUGACACAUUUUUGGUCUCCGGAAGAUGCUUUUGACGAGUCUCUCAUUACGCGCCUUUUUCGGGUAUGGCUCCAGAACCCGCUGAUGGUAGACUGCAGCAAAACAGAAAUUCUAGUGGUGGAGAACUUACUGCUUCCUAUGGCGAAAAAAAUGCUGAUUUAUCGCGUUUUCACCCAAAACUUGGGCAUCGCUAAGGUUACUUUUGUUCCUGAUGCAUUGAUGUCUUUGGUAGCGAGUGGACUUAGAAAUGGGCUAAUAGUAGAUGUUGGUUGGGAGCACCUCAUGGUAAUUCCAGUUUUCGAUUUGAGAAUUAUAGACCAUGGGUUGCAAAUAAGCACCAAGGGCGGCAGCUGGCUGGCCGACCAAAUAUCCACAGUCCUGUCUACUGGCGCAGAAAGCACGUCAGAAAAAGUGAUCGAACGGUUACUGUGCCAGGCUGUUGAACUCACCGACAAGGAUAUAUUGCUACGAAAUGUAAUUGACCAGGAAUUUGUUGGAGAAAAAGCUGCGGACAAUUUUGACUUAGACGACUUCCCUAUCAUUCCACUGAUCAUGAGGGCCUAUGAUAGCUUGGCCGUGGAUGUUCGCGAGUCUUUGAAAAAGCAAGUGGUAUUUUCAGGAUUAGCUUUUUGGACACCUGCUCUUAGGACUCAUUGUGAGCUACUUCUCCCGGAAUUUCGUGUGGUGGAAUCGCUAGGUCCUUGGACAGGUGGCAGCCUAUAUUUCGAGCAACUGAUAAGGAGCGAUUCACUUGAAAGAUUCGAGAAGAGCAAGCCUGCUCCGAAUGAUUGGCACUUGCAGAAAUUUGAAGUUUAUAAGUAG